Anopheles cruzii is the source of this 2251-nucleotide messenger RNA. RefSeq names its product solute carrier organic anion transporter family member 74D-like. The coding region runs from base 1 to 2025 and encodes 674 amino acids. The record is from RefSeq and is a predicted model, not a curated record. The transcript is spliced from 6 exons. Gene Ontology annotation, cellular component: membrane. NCBI's taxonomy places the organism in Eukaryota, Metazoa, Arthropoda, Insecta, Diptera, Culicidae. Gene Ontology annotation, biological process: sodium-independent organic anion transport; transmembrane transport. Gene Ontology annotation, molecular function: protein binding.
AUGAACGGAAGUCUGGCGAACGGAUUGAACGAAGGUGGCGAUCGGAGCGCCCCGAAGAAGAUCGUCUUCGAUCGAAGCGUAUCCGCGUACAGUGAGCGCGAUGUGCAGUGUGGGUUCUGGGUGUGCCGGGGCCGCUUCUGGCAACGGUUGGCCAGCAAGAAGCUGUACGUACUGCUGUUCGGGCUGAUCGGUUGCAUCCUCAACUCGACCACCUCGUACUUUUACGGCACGCUGACGACGAUCGAGAAGAGCAUCCAGAUCUCGUCGCAAUCGGUCGGCAUCAUCACGGCCGGAUCGGACCUCUCGUUCGUGCUCGCUUCCCUGUUCCUGUCGUACUAUGCGUCCAACCGACGGAAACCGCUGUGGAUCGCGAUGGGCAUCGUCAGCAUGGCCCUGUCCUGUUUCGUCAACGCGCUACCUCACUUCCUGUUCGCGCCGAACCGUGAGGAGCUCGAAGCCGCGGCCGGCAACUGGACGACGGUGGUGAAGGGACCCGAUAACUUGUGCCGCACCGAGCGCCUGCCACCGGACUGCUCGCUGGACACGGGCAACGUCCGGCCGCAGAUGGUGCUCUUCCUCGGGAGCUUCCUGUCCGGCAUCGGCACCUCGCUCUACUUCACGCUCGGCGUCACGUACCUGGACGAUAACGUGCGCAAGGACAAGGUUCCGGUCCUGACGAGUUUGGCCGCUUUCGGGCGGCGCCUGGGCCCACUGGUGGGCUUCUCGUUGGCAUCGUUCUCGCUGAAGUACUUCGUCCACAUCGGCGUGGACCCGGGCUACGGGACGAGCGAUCCGCGCUGGAUCGGUGCCUGGUGGCUGGGCUGGCUCGUGCUCGGCUCGGUUCUCCUCUUCAUCUCUCCCAUUUUUGCCAGCUUCCCGAAGGUUCUGCCAAGGGCCGCCGAGCGUAUCUCGUUGUCGCGGCAAGCGAGCCGAACGAGCGAGGCGACCGCGACCGAGCCGGAAGACGAGGAACGGGAUGCCUCGUUCCGCGAUAUGCUGGUCACCGUGCGGCGGCUCGUCACGAACCCGGCCUACGUGUUCAACAAUGCGGCCAGCAUCUUCUACUUCUUCGGCUACAUGCCGUUCUUCCUGUUCCAGGCCAAGUACAUCGAGAUCCAGUACCGGCUGACGCCAUCGCAGGCAAACAUGGUCACCGGGUCGGUGUCACUUGUGUUCUCCGCCUUGGGGAUUCUGAUCGCCGGCUGGGUCAUUCAGAAGGUGAGACCCACCUCACGGCAGCUGGCCGGCUGGAACAUCGUCACCAGCAUCCUGUCGGCGAGCGCGAUCGUCUCCUACGCGUGGUUCGGGUGUUCCGCACUGAACAAUGCCGACAUAGUGGCCAACUCACAGGAUGCGACCUGCAACGUGGACUGCAACUGUGACUUUGUGAAGUACGCACCGAUCUGUGGGAACGAUGGUCAGACCUACCUCUCGCCGUGUCACGCCGGAUGCCGGGAGCAGUUUAAGGACCCGAACGGAAAACCGAUGUUCGCCAACUGCACGUGCAUCGUGGGACCCCAGCCCGGUGACUUCGGAUCGGCGAUCGGUGGAAGCUGCCCGGUGGAUUGUUGGACACCGUUCUACCUCUUUCUGAUCGCGGUGUGCCUCAACAAGUUCAUCGGUGGCACCGAGUCGGCCGCCAACUUCUUGAUCGGCCUGAGGUGCGUGGAACCACGCGAUAAGGCCAUCUCGAUGGGCUUCUCGAUGGCCAUCAACACGCUGUUCUCGUUUCUGCCGGCCCCAAUUAUCUUCGGGGCGAUCAUCGAUCGGACGUGCGUUCUGUGGGGUCGGACCUGCGCCAAGAGCGGCAACUGCUGGCUUUACGACGGGGAAGCGUUGCGCACCUCGAUGAACUACACGGCGGCCGUGUUUGUCAUCAUCGGGACUUGCUUCGACGUCGGAACGUGGUAUCAUUCGAAGAACUUUAAGAUCUUCGACGACACCACGGACGAGCAGUCCGGACCGGAGAAGGAGACGGAGAUGGUGUCCCUCGUGAAGGAGAAAGAGGCCCAAUUGAGCAAUUGAUCCGGCGCAGGAUGAAACGCGUUGUGCCGCGCAGUGUGUCACCUGCAUGACCCCGGUGGUGGCCAAAGUAAACUCGGGGUGACGUCUCGGAGCGUGAAGUUGUGAUUUAUGGGCUACCGGCGCGCGGCCAGCAGCUAUCUCUGGAAGCCCGACGCGCGACGGGACAAACAACUAAUAAACAUAGCCCGAGAUAACCCUGCGCUGCAGUGUCGGCGCCGUGUUUCGG